UUGACACAGCUAAUUAAAUUUCGAAGCAGGUAUAACUACAAAUGUUCCAUUGGCUUUUUGCUGUUUCUUUGGUUAUUAAUUUUUCUGUAUACUUCGUUUUCUCUGCUAGCAAACAUUUCGAAGUUUUUUGAAGGCGACAUUGUGCUUGAUCCUGAAUUGGAGGAAGACAUAAGACAUGGCGCGAACUCAAGAAAUGGUCUAAGAACGCGCAAGAGGCUGUGGACCAGUCGUAUUAUACCCUAUCACAUUCCUUCGUGGAUGAGUCAUAUAACUUCAAAUGUGCAACAAGUCAUAAAAGAUUUUCACAGCAAGACAUGCCUGCGGUUUGUGCCUUACCACGGGGCGUAUCAUAAAAACUACAUUACGUUUUCAAACACGGAUGGGUGCUCGUCGAGGGUUGGAAAGAGGUACGCUGAGCCUGGGAAGCAGAUCAUCUCUAUUGCGGAAGGUUGUAAUUGGGUGGGGACAGUAAGGCACGAGAUGAUGCACGCCGUAGGUUUCUUCCACGAACAGUCACGAUCCGACAGAGAUAAAUAUGUGAAGAUAUACUGGCACAACAUUUUGGAUGUUGCCAAAGAUCAGUUUGACAAGUACAGUUGGCGAACGAUUGAUGAGUUGGGCGUGUCUUAUGACUAUCAAUCCGUUAUGCACUAUAGUCGAAGAUCGUUUACGAAGAACGGUAACCCGACCAUUGUAGCUAUCGGUAACGAGAACAUGGAGUUUGGUACUCCAGAGGGCAGAUUCAGUGCAAGAGAUGUGGUGAAAAUAAACGCUUUAUACGACUGUAAGACUAAAUCAUAUGGUUGGACGUCAUGGUCGGGUUGGACACCAUGUGAUGACAAUUGCUAUCGUACCCGUGAGAGGUACUGCUACCAUUCAGGCAACACACAAUCUUGUGGUGGAAAUGUAAAUGGGUACGGAGUGGAAAUAGACAAACAAAAGUGCCUGCCUUCUAUAUGUCCAGCCCCUAUCGAUGGUAAUUGGGGUCGCUGGUCGGAUUGGGGCUCCUGCAGUAAGACAUGUAACGACGGCGUUAGAAGACGAGUCCGCAAGUGUAACAAUCCGCCACCUGGUCACUACGGGAAACCUUGCGCUAGCAGUGGAUACGAAAGUAAAAUGUGUAUCUUAAAAAGGUGCAAUCUUGAUGACGACGACGUGGACUUUGAAAAUUCUCGUCUUGGGAUGUGGAAGAAUUCUUAUAUAGAUAAACUGGACUGGCAAUUUCACAGUGGACAUACACAAACUAUCGACACAGGUCCCAGUAGAGAUCACACAUCUGGGUCAGGACACUACCUUUACGUGGAAUCUUCAUACAGAAAACCUGGAGAAAGAGCUGAUUUAGUGAGUCCGUGGAUAGCAGCUAAAAAUGGAGGACAGUGUCUGAAGUUUUACUACACCAUGUAUGGUAAAACAAUGGGUACCCUAGCAAUCAAGCUGGAACAAUCGAACGGUGUAAGCUGGUUAAUAUUCUCCGAAAAAGGAAACAAAGGCAUGGGUUGGAAAAAGGGUAUUGGUAAGAUUGACGUCGAUGUGGGAUUUCGGUACCAGCUCACGAUACAAGGGAUAAUUGGUCAGCGAGGAUACUCUGAUAUUGCCAUUGACGAUGUGUACAUAGACGAUGGGUUGUGCAAAUGUCAAGAUGACUAUCACACAUGUCACAUUUGGGCGGCUAAAGGAGAAUGCGCCUCUAACGAAGUCUGGAUGAAGCGACACUGUAAGAAAAGUUGCAAGGUUUGCCAAGGAGCCAGUUCCAGUUGUGAGGAUAACAGUAAACACAAAGUCCAUUGUCCAGGUUGGGCUAAGAACGGCGAGUGUCAGAAGAACCCUGGCUUCAUGAAAGUUAACUGUCGAAAAAGCUGUAACACUUGUGGAGUCACUCUCCCCAGUCCUAGUUGUCAGGAUAGUGCUAAACACAAAGCCUUGUGCCCGGCAUAUGCUAACAAUGGGGAGUGUCAGAAGAAUACGGUCUUCAUGAAAGUUAACUGUCGAGCAAGCUGCGGCGUCUGCGUUCCUGUGUGCAAAGAUUCGCAUAAAAGUUGCCCCGGGUGGGCGAAACUUGGGGAAUGCAGCAAAACUCCAGCUUACAUGAAGGCAUACUGCAAGUUGAGCUGUAAGCAGUGCUGAGGCAUGUAAUUCACCCAACUACUGAUCACUGAUCAUGAUUAUAAUAUAUGAAUGUUUUAAUAAGUAAUUGGUCGAUCAAUCGAUCGAUCAAUCAAUCAAUUGCUAAAUCAAUCAAUCAGUCAAUCAAUCAAUCAAUCAAUCAACCGAUCGAUCAAUCGAUCAAUCAAUCAAUCAAUAAAAAAGACCAACCCGAAGUGAUCUUAACUACUUUUUCAGGCUUAAAUUAAAUUUUCUGGGUUAUGAAACAGCUGUAAAUCUGAUUGAACUAUCGGUUACCUUCCUGUCUAGGACGUUGGUAGUAAAUAAAUAGGGACCUUACACAACGGCAACGCGGCAACGAGUACGUCGCCAAACACCAGGCGUAAUGAUACAAUGACCAGAACAAUUGAUCUUCACGUGCAUUAUGCACCUUUGUCCAUUUUCUCUAUUGCGUUAGGAAAGAAGCCAACAAACAAGGAAACAGGGAAGUUAACUUGUCCGUUAUGGAGAGUGCCGAUAAAAAAUGAACAACGCUAAGGAAGUUAUAUCUAACCAUAAAGGAAGGAAUGAAAACGACUCAUUUCUUAGUCAAAUGUUGUGAUCGAUAUUACCCUAAUUUUGACAUUGUAGGUAAACUAUAUUGGCAGAGAGAAAUAGUGGAUUACCCUGGCUUAGUGAGCUUUAUCGGUGUGGUUCAAUCGAUCAUUCUGGUGAUGUGAUUUUAAGUAAAAUGUAUGCCUGAACUUAUGAAUAAAGUCUGUAAAAAUUAAAUUAUCUUGUGACUUACAUUUAAAUCGAUUCACCAAUUCAUUGAUUAAACGUCAAAGAAACUAGGUCUCUUAUAAGGAAAUCAGGAGGAACCGGAAAAUUACCUAUUUUUUGGAUUCCCAAAUAUUUUAUCAAAAAAUUUUAGCAUCCCUGCCCGAGUAAGAUUUUUGGCAAUUUAACGUCAAUGUCGCAUUUCCCAAAAUUCGACCCAAAACACGAACUGAAGGAAUCUGGUCGCGACACUUUCAUUUCAUUCACAAAAUAAGGUCGGUGAACAUUAAAGUAAGUCUAUUUCCAACAUUUUAAGGAGCUUACAAACAUCAAGUGCUUUAUUUUAAACGGUAUAGGUCGGCCUGCAACCAUUCCGGAGAUUUUUAAAUGGCAUAGUGAAAUGAAAGUAAUUCGAGUUCCUUUGUUAGAGGUCAUCCAGUGUGGCGGUGUUGACGUCAGUUGGAAAUGAACUAUGGCUGAUAACGUUAACGAAAAUAACUGGUGCUUGGAGGCAACCCAAUAUCAGGAUAUGCAGUUUAAAAGGGAACCUGCUCGAUCGAGUUAUUAUUUCUUGCCAAUCUCACACCAAUCUCGUAUUUCCCAUAACACAAACUAUCUGAUGGCAACACUUUCAUUUUUACUCACAAAAUAACAAUAAGGCCAUGAAGUUUAAAAGUAAGUUUAUUUUCCACCUUUUAAAGAGCUUACAAGCAUUUAGCACUUUAAAUGGUUAGAACCCUUACUCUGACUUAUUUUACUAUAACCGUAUCUUUAUCAAUUUCCUAUACUGCUCUGGUAUCGCAUUUCGCAACCGGUUGAAUGUAACGAAAUUUUGCCCUAGGCUCAAGUGAUGUCACCUUUCAGAUCAUCAAAGUUGAUGUGACCCCAACCACCAGAGCUGUUGUCGACCAGUCUGAUUUGUGCCUUUUGACCAUAGAACUCUUUGACAUCCCAGGUCACCCUUUCCAUUGUCUCGGUGCAUUUACCGGUCACAGUCUUCUACACCUGAAGCGUGAGAGUAAAUAUAUUUGAAAAGCGAUGCAACUUAUUCUGAUAUAUCCGGGCAUCGAAAAUCCAAGAAGACGACAUAUUUCAGAACCACCCGGAACAUGCCGGACUAGUAAAAAUAAAGCAAGAAAUUAAAAAAGGGAAGAAAAAUUGAGUCAGUUAUUUAGGUCAUUAUCCAUUGAACAAUAGUUUGCUUGUAUAGAUAUCAAAUAA
Molecule: messenger RNA, 4083 nt
Organism: Orbicella faveolata
Lineage: Eukaryota; Metazoa; Cnidaria; Anthozoa; Scleractinia; Merulinidae
Biological process (GO): proteolysis
Cellular component (GO): membrane
Molecular function (GO): zinc ion binding; metalloendopeptidase activity
Source: RefSeq, a predicted model, not a curated record